Molecule: messenger RNA, 908 nt
Organism: Cherax quadricarinatus
Lineage: Eukaryota; Metazoa; Arthropoda; Malacostraca; Decapoda; Parastacidae
Source: RefSeq, a predicted model, not a curated record
CACACAACAACCAAAUUCUGUAAAUUCAACACUGUAAUCAUUAUAGAGAAUAAACUUUGAAUUUGAAUUUGAUAUUAACUUCCUGAGACUCAAUAAAAGGUAUAAAGUAAAUUAGCCUCAUUACAAGGUGAUCAUUCCCUUGGCAUUCAUCCAGCAUAAAGACAUGAAGAUGGAGAGUUAUGAAUUUGAACAUCAAGCGAGUUGCAGCAGUUGUAAACAUCAUCACAAAUGUGGGUCAGGUUUCCGUGUCUGUCGACUGGGAAAGGCAGGACUGCAACAUAUGUUACUGAAGAACACCUUCUUGAAGAAUAUACCAGAGGAGCUCAUGUGGAGGCUGACGGAGAAUGUGCCAGCGGUCGGUGUGUACCUUGAUCCAAGUGUAACAAAGGAGGUGUUCCUGGACAUCCAGAAUUUACCCUACGCUGGAGACAAUGAAUUACCUGUAUCUUGGAUUUCUCCCACCGUUUGUGGUUAUCUGGGUAUGUUAGGGACAGAGAAAGGCUUCAGGAGACUGGGACAUGCAACUCUGGUAACAAGGGUAGCAGCCAGACUAUUAGCUAGUAAGGGUUGCAUCCCUCACUGCAACGUAGACAUCACAAACGCAGCUUCUAAAGAGAUGUUUAAUAAGAUGACAGGAUGGGAACAAACUCACUCUGGAAUAUCGUUCACGCCUGCUGAGAACAAACAAAUAUAAGUUAGAAGGAAACAAUAACUUAAUAUAUGAGACUUGUUUGAAAUGUGUCCAAAAUACCUAAAUUUAUAUAAAUAUGUUGUCAUAUAAAUAUUCACUUCUCCCUAAAUUGGUCUUUGAAAACAUUUCUUCUUAAAGAACCCCAAUGGAAAUAAUUCACUCUGACUUUUUUGGGUUAUCCCAGUGUAUAAUUGAAUAAACUUACCUACUUACCUAC